This is a messenger RNA of Effrenium voratum, 948 nucleotides long. The record is from the annotation of a GenBank genome assembly. Lineage: Eukaryota; Dinophyceae; Suessiales; Symbiodiniaceae.
AUGACGAGCACCGGUACUUGCAAGAGCUUCAACGUGGCGAAAGGCUUCGGCUUCAUCACGAUGGCCGACGGCACCGACAUCUUCGUGCACGCGAAGUUCUGCACGGAUGGUGGCAUUCCGAAGCAGGGCGACAUUUUGAGCUUUACCAUGGAGCCCAGCCAGACCAAGCCGGGACAGAUGCAGGCUGGCAACGUGACCGGGGGGACCGGGGUGGCCGGGCCGGGGGGCAAGGGCCUCCAGGGAUCCGGCAGCAUGCAGGGCACCUGCAAGUCCUUCAACCCGGAGAAGGGCUUUGGCUUCAUCACCGGCGCCGACGGCAACGACGUCUUCGUGCACCGCUCCGGGAUGGUGGACGGCAGCACGCCGCAGGCCGGGGACACCAUCACCUUCGACGUGGAGCCCAGCAAGCAGAAGCCGGACCAGAUGCAGGCGGUGAACGCGACCGGCGGCACCGGCUACGACACCGGCAAGGCCGGCGGCAAGGGAUGGGGCAUGGGCGGCAUGGACUUCUGGGGCGGCGGCUAUGAUGCCAGCAAGGGCGGCUGGGGUGCCAGCAAGGGUGGGCCUUACGGGUGCGGUGGCAAGGGCAAGGGCGGCGCCUGGGGUGGCUGGGGCGGCGGCUGGAUGGCAUCUGCUGGCCUCAGUGGCUGGAUCAGCCUCAGCCGAGAUGUGGAUGAGAUGGGCGUGGUGCAGCGCGAAGAAUCCUUGAGCAAGGUCAUCUACGAGCUCUGCGGAGCUUUGCAGGCCUUGCAGCGCCUCAGCUCCCUGCGUGGCGUCUUGGACUACGCGGCCUCCACCGCCGCGGCGGUGCAGAGCACGGAGCAGGAGGUGCAGUUGAGCCUGCAGCAGCUGCUGAUCACCUUCGAGCAUUUCGGUUUGCAGCAGGUAAAGCUGCCGCCGCUUUACAAGCGCAUGCUGGAGGAUCUGGCGCCGCUUCUCCGCGGCUGA